AGAAAUGGUGGGAUUGGAGAACUGGAAAUGCGUGCAAAUCCGAAUGGCUUCGACGAAUCUCACUCAGUCUGUCAACUUUUUCUGCAGAUGCCACUUCGAGAUGGCUUCAACAGCCCCAGCAACGGGACUCGAAGCAACAACUCGCAUCAUUCCACCGAGAAGUGUACAAGCAAGACCGCUCCAAAAUCAUGCCCAGAAGCGAAGUCCUGUUGACCGGGACCACACAUUUCGCAGCAGUUGGGGUGGUGUCUUCAUUUUCGUGGACAAUGAAUAUAAUGAAUGUUUGAUGGACACUAAGUUACCGUUUUUAGAUAUUCUGCUCGGAUGUGUACAUGAAACACAAAAAUGGGGGUUUCUUUUUUACUUUCAUUUGUAA
Messenger RNA from Protopolystoma xenopodis, 376 nucleotides. NCBI's taxonomy places the organism in Eukaryota, Metazoa, Platyhelminthes, Monogenea, Polystomatidea, Polystomatidae. The record is from the annotation of a GenBank genome assembly.